This is a messenger RNA of Erigeron canadensis, 1557 nucleotides long. RefSeq names its product nicotianamine synthase-like. The record is from RefSeq and is a predicted model, not a curated record. Lineage: Eukaryota; Viridiplantae; Streptophyta; Magnoliopsida; Asterales; Asteraceae. Gene Ontology annotation, biological process: nicotianamine biosynthetic process. The transcript has a single exon. Bases 106 to 1137 code for a protein of 343 amino acids. Gene Ontology annotation, molecular function: nicotianamine synthase activity.
CCUUGACAUUCCUACACAAUUUAACCAACCAUUGGCUCUCUCUUCUGACUUGCAGAACGUUUUUGAGUCUUUCAAUAAACAGAAUCUUUUUUUGCCCUAAAAGACAUGACCUCUCCUCAUAGUGUCGACAUGGGUUGUUCAUCACUCCAAGAAGAUCACAAAGUUUUAGUAGAAAAAGUGUGCCAAAUCUAUGACAAAAUUUCAAAGCUAGAAACCCUAAAACCAUCCAAAAAUGUCGACACUCUCUUCACAGAAUUAGUCCAUACUUGUAUCCCACCUUCUUCUAUUGAUAUCUCAAAUCUUCCAUAUAAUAUUCAAGAAAUAAGGUCUAGACUCAUUAGGCUUUGUGGUGAAGCUGAGGGCCAUUUAGAAGGCCAUUUCUCCAACCUUUUAGCCACUACUUUCUCAAACCCUGUUAAUCAUCUUGAUGUUUUUCCUUACUACUCCAAUUACAUUAAACUUACUCGUAUCGAAUAUGAUAUUCUCAUUCAAUACUACCCGGCUCAGGACAAUGGACCCCCGAAGCGCGUUGCCUUCGUGGGGUCUGGUCCUUUGCCGCUUACAUCAAUUGUAUUGGCUUCUUAUCAUCUCAAGGAUACAAUUGUUCAUAACUAUGACAUUGACCCUUUGGCGAAUUCUAUGGCUUCUUGCUUAGUUUCGUCCGAUCCUGACUUGUCAAAAAGGAUGGUCUUUCACACGAUCGAUAUAUUAGAUGUGACCGAUGAGUUGAAGGAGUAUGAUGUCAUAUUUCUUGCUGCACUUGUAGGGAUGGAUAUCGAUGAGAAGGUUAAAGUGGUGCAACAUUUGGCCAAGUACAUGGCUCCGGGCUCCAUCUUGAUGUUGAGGAGUGCUCAUGGGGCCCGAGCUUUUCUAUACCCGGUCGUUGAUCCUCAAGAUCUCCAAGGGUUUGAAGUUCUCUCAAUUUUCCACCCCGAUGAUGAUGUAAUUAAUUCGGUUGUGAUAUCACGCAAGUAUCCAAUCAUUCCAUCAAACAUUGAUGUUAUUCAUAAGCAUCAUCAUCAUCAAUUGGGGAUGGGAUCUAUUAUGCCUUCAAGUUGUAAGUAUUGUGAGUUCCAAAUGUUUAACAAUCCACUUAACCAGAUGGGAAUGAUCGAGGAUUUGGCAGUUGAUGAAUGAUCAACAAUUAAUCAUGAAGAAAAACUUGAUCAACUCAAUUUUACCCCAAAAAACCCUAUGUGAUGCUAUUGUUAAAAACCUUUAUAUAUAUGCAAUUGUCUAACAUUAUGUGAUUAGAUAUAAAUAUAAUUUAUGUUUGAUUUUUGAUGAAAUAAAAAAAGUAUUUUUAGGUUCUGAGAUGUGUCACUUAGCGGUAUAAUAAACUAGUCAUAGGCUCAAGAUUUGUCUUUAAAGGUGUAUAUGUAAGUUUCUUGUUUUUUGUUUUUGGUACUCAUGUAUAUGAUCGAUCGAGCUAGCUAGCUAAUAACCUCAUGACCUCAUCUAACUAAGUUAUCAUGUAUUUGUGGAAACACUUUCUGAUCGAUAAUAAUUCUUAAGGUUGUCAUUAACGUAUAUAAAAAAUUUAAACCUUUUAUAUCA